Messenger RNA from Siniperca chuatsi (mandarin fish), 1817 nucleotides. RefSeq names its product glutamine synthetase-like. Gene Ontology annotation, molecular function: glutamine synthetase activity. Bases 331 to 1422 code for a protein of 363 amino acids. Gene Ontology annotation, cellular component: cytoplasm. NCBI's taxonomy places the organism in Eukaryota, Metazoa, Chordata, Actinopteri, Centrarchiformes, Sinipercidae. The transcript is spliced from 7 exons. The record is from RefSeq and is a predicted model, not a curated record.
AGUUUUUUUCUCCACAGAAUGGAGGUAAUAAUAUUUCAAACAUUGUCACAGAUUUGAAUGGUUUUGCUGGAUGUCAGAGGCACGAAGGAUCUGAUUUUGUCUAAGGAAACAUCAAACUGUAUGUAAUGGAAACAUAUAUGUAAUGAACACACACACCUACACUCACCGAAAGAAUUAGGAAUGUCAUAUUACAUCAAGGACACGUGAGCCGGUGUCAUCAGCUGUCAUCUGCAUUCCAGUUAAAUACUGCAAACAGGUUGAGGCACGUCACACACUAAGCUGUCUUGUAGACACUUGCCUACAUCUGAAGUCACCUGUAACACAGUGAGCAUGGCAUCGGUGUCGAACAGCUCCCGCCUCAACAAGACUGUGCGCCAGCAGUACAUGAGCCUGCCGCAGGGAGAGAAGUGCCAGGUCACCUACAUCUGGAUCGACGGCACCGGAGAGGGACUUCGCAACAAGACCCGGACCCUGGACAGUGAGCCAAAGAGCAUAGAAGAUAUUCCUGAGUGGAACUUUGAUGGCUCCAGCACAUACCAGGCCGAAGGCUCCAACAGUGACAUGUACCUCGUGCCAGUCUGCAUGUUCAGGGAUCCAUUCACCCUGGACCCCAACAAACUGGUCCUCUGUGAGGUCCUCAAAUACAACCGCAUACCUGCAGAAACUAACCAUCGAGCGCACUGCAAGAAAGUGAUGGACCAGGUUAAAGAUCACUGCUUGUGGUUUGGCUUGGAGCAGGAGUACACGCUCUUGGGAGUGGAUGGACAUCCUUUUAGUUGGCCCUCAAAGGGAUACCCAGCACCCCAAGGACCUUACUACUGUGCAGUGGGGGCAGACAAUGCUUAUGGACGGGACAUUGUGGAGUGCCACUACAAGGCCUGCCUCUAUGCUGGGGUUAAAAUUUUUGGCACCAAUGCUGAAGUUAUGCCAUCUCAGUGGGAGUUCCAGGUGGGUACCUGUGAAGGCAUCGAGAUGGGCGACCAUCUGUGGGUUGCACGCUUUCUGCUGCAUCGUGUUUGUGAAGAUUUUGGGGUUGUUGCAACACUGGACCCCAAACCAAUGAAGGGCAACUGGAACGGUACUGGUUGCCACGCGAAUGUCAGCACCAAGCAGAUGAGGGAAGAAGGAGGACUGCAAUACAUCGAGCAGGCCAUCAAGAAGCUGAGCGAAAAACACGCCGAGCACAUCAAGGUGUAUGACCCACAUGGAGGGCAGGACAACAUCAGGCGUCUCACGGGCCACCAUGAAACCUCCAGCAUCGAGAAAUUCUCUUACGGAGUGGCCAGCCGAGGCACCAGCAUCCGCAUCCCUCGCCAGGUGGGCCAAGAGAAGAAAGGCUACUUCGAAGACCGCCGUCCUGCAGCAAACUGUGACCCAUACUGUGUGACGGCGGCCAUCGCAAGCACCUGCCUGCUUGAAUAAGAAGACAAACAGGAGAGCAAGUAGGAGAAAGGUACCUGCUAUGUAGCAAAAUACCUGAGUUGAACCUUUGAAAAACGUGCACUUGCAAGAUGAAGAAAUGAAGACAUAAUGUUUAUUGUUAUUUCUAUAUUACUAAUUACAAAGUUUCUUGGCUAUACAUAUCCAUGAGCACAGACAGCUACUUCUCCAAUACUGUAACUAUCCUUAGAAACGAGAAAUUGACAAAAUAUUUAGCACAGCAGCUCUGUCAGAACUGGAAAUAACGUUUUUUCUUUUUUUUUCUGAUCAUGCACAUCGUGCAUUUUGUGUUGCAUUAAUAUAAUAUAAUUAUUAUUUCUUAAACCUGGUGCUAGGCCUGCAUGUGUGAAGUGAAAUAAAGACACAAUGAUGCUGUA